This is a messenger RNA of Zea mays, 4653 nucleotides long. RefSeq names its product protein ENHANCED DOWNY MILDEW 2. The coding region runs from base 398 to 4285 and encodes 1295 amino acids. The record is from RefSeq and is a predicted model, not a curated record. NCBI's taxonomy places the organism in Eukaryota, Viridiplantae, Streptophyta, Magnoliopsida, Poales, Poaceae. The transcript is spliced from 19 exons.
AAUGGGAUGAUUCCAGAUUUCUCUAUGUUUUAUAACCUUUGGCCCCGUCUGGCAGCAACACAGAAGCGUCGCUCACAUCAACAUCACAUGUUCACAUCCAUCUUCGAACCCCUUCUUCCUCUCUUCAGCGCCGCACCCGCGCCCGCGCCGUCGAAGGCGGCGCCUAGUCUCGAGGCUUGCACGCUGCCGCGGAGGAUCGCCUCGCUACUGCGCGCCAUCGCCUCCGAUCUCCUCUAUCUCCAAUCUGCUCCCUCAUCGCCGUGCAGUGGAAACUAGGGGACCGAUUCCUCUUCUCGUUUGUCGCAUAUUUCUCGCUGCGUGCCGCGUGCUGCGGUGAGUGAUUCUCCAAGAAUUCUGGGGACGCUGAUCUGAGUCCGCACAGAACGCAGCGGCAGCAAUGAUGAUGUCGGACGAUGACGAUGCUGAGCCCCAGCUCAACGCGGUGGAGGGCUACUACUUCGUUGACUCCAAGAACGAGAAGGAGCCUGUCUGCUUCUCCACCCUGCCUUUCUGGUUCGGGGACACUGAUGAUCUUCCUGACGGCAAGAAGAAGCUGGUGCUGCGCGGGACUGGUGACCCGGGCGUCAAGGUGUACGAUGAGGUGGUGGCCUGCAGGCUGGGUCUCGAGGGGAAACAACCCGAGUUUGCAGUGCUCACAGCAAAAGGCAGACGUUGGAUACGUCUCAUUAGGCCCUUGAACAGCUACGAGGAAAUGAUCAGGACUGUGUUGAUCACAGCGCAGAUGCUGCAUUUUCUAAGGAGGAAGCCUCAUGAGCCAGAAAAAACCUUGUGGAACCACCUUUGCAAAGUUUUUAACAAGUUUGACGUUCCACCCUCAGAGGACGAUUUCAGGAACCACUGCUCACUGAUGAAGCAGUUUGCGGCAAAAGAUCCUGUCUUAGCAAAAUCAGAGAUUUUGCGAGUAUUUAUUGAAGGAAAAUCUAGAAAAAAAUUCACUGAGGUUGGUGCAGACCAUAUUGAUGUCAAGCAGCCGUUCAUCACUGAUGAUGAGGGCAUAGAUGAAAUGAAUGUGGAAGAUGUCGAUAAUGAAUCUGAUGAAGAUGACGAUGAAUAUUUGUUUGAUUCAAUAUGUGCUAUUUGUGACGAUGGAGGAGACAUAUUAUGCUGUGAUGGCCCAUGUAUGCGCUCUUUCCAUGCAAAAGAAGGAAGUGGUGAAGACUCCUGUUGUGUUACCCUUGGAUACACUGAGGCAGAAGUUGAGGCAAUGAAAUUAUUUCUUUGCAAGAAUUGUGAGUAUAAGCAACACCAGUGUUUCAUCUGCGGAGUGUUGGAACCUUCAGAUGGAGAAGCAGCCAAGGUGUUUUUAUGUAACAAUGCUACAUGUGGGCACUUUUACCACCCGAAAUGUGUUGCCCAACAACUUCACCCCAUCAACAUUGAUGAAGCCUCAGAAUUGGAGAAGAAGAUAACAGAAGGGUUUUCAUUUACAUGCCCAAUUCACUGGUGCUUUCAUUGCAAAGGUUUGGAGGAUAGAACACAAGAACCUUUGCAAUUUGCUGUUUGCAGACGCUGUCCAAAGUCAUAUCACAGAAAGUGUUUACCAAGCGAAAUUUCCUUUGACGAAAAUGAAGAGGACGAUAUCAUCAUACGGGCUUGGGAAUUAUCAAAAAGAAUUUUGAUAUACUGCCUGGACCAUGAGAUUGAUAGUGAACUUGAGACACCUGUCAGAGAUCAUAUCAAGUUUCCAAAGAUUGAAAAACCACUUCAAUUUGUAAAGAAGGGAUCUAGCUUGUUGCCUAAGAAGAAAAAGAGGACUUACAGUGAGACAGUUCUUGAGCAAUCUCCCAAAGAUACUGUGAAAAGGAAAAGCAAGGUUCACAUGCUAGAAAGGGAACAAAACAAACAAGACACCAGAGAAGUUUCUGCAAAGAGUUUCACUCAAAACCUUGUUGACACACCUGUAAAGAAAAAAGCCAAGUUGAAAGAGAAAAUACAGUUGCCGUAUGUGGCCAAGGAUCAUUUUAUAAGCAGUCCAAAAUCUGUGAAAGAGCAAGAACAAGAGUUGGUACCUUUGCCCUUAUCUGCCAUCAGGAAGAGUUCAUUUCCUAAAGUGGACAGUGAAACUGAAAAGAGGGUGAUUACCAUAUUGGGAAAUAAAGUGUCUUCAUUGACAAUAAAAGAUGUAACGAGGAAUUGCAGUUUGCCAUCAACUCAUGUAUACUCUGGCAGAUUGACUGACAAGAUACCACUGGGAAAGAUUGAACGUUCUGUUCAGGCUGUAGAAGCAGCUUUAAAAAAGCUGGAAAAUGGAGGUAGUGUCAAUGAUGCUAAAGCAGUAUGUGAACCUGAAGUUUUAAGGCAGCUUGCAAGGUGGCAUAGUAAACUCAGAGUGUAUAUAUCACCUUUUAUUCAUGGCACAAGGUACAGUUCCUUUGGUAGACAUUUUACAAAGGUGGAGAAACUUGUUGAGAUUGUUGAUAGACUUCACUGGUAUGUGGAAACUGGUGACAUGAUAGUAGAUUUCUGCUGUGGGGCAAAUGAUUUUAGCCGUCUUAUGAAAGAAAAACUCGACAAAGUUCAGAAGAAGUGCCAUUUCAAGAAUUAUGAUCUUAUCCAACCACAGAAUCGCUUCUGCUUUGAAAAGAGGGAUUGGAUGACUGUGCAGCCAAACGAGCUGCCUCAUGGAUCCCAACUAAUUAUGGGUCUUAAUCCUCCUUUUGGAGUCAAAGCAAGUCUUGCGAACAAAUUUAUUGACAAAGCAUUGACAUUCAAGCCUAAGCUCAUUGUACUAAUUGUCCCUAAAGAAACUAAAAGGUUAGAUCAGAGGAGAACACCUUAUGAUUUGAUUUGGGAGGACAGUGAGUGUCUUUCUGGCAAGUCCUUCUAUUUGCCUGGUUCUGUGGAUCUUAAUGAUAAAAUAGUUGAAGGGUGGAAUGCAUCUGCGCCACCCCUCUAUUUGUGGAGUCAUCCUGGUUGGACAAAGAAGCACAUGCAAGUGGCUGAAGAGCAUGGUCAUACUUGUAUGGGGAAGAUAGCUUGCCAUGUUGAAGAGAGUAAUCUAUCAGAUGACCUGUCCGUGAGGAAACAAUCUGAUGCUACAAACAAACUGAACUCGAGAUCAGGGAAAGAGACUCCAUUCAAUGACAGAAUGUCCAAUCUACUUGAUGAUGGUUCUGCUAGGAAGCAAGCAAGAUCUGAAGAAGAGAAGAGAACUCUAGGGAAGAUAGAACACCAUGUGAAAAAGGCUAAUAUACCAGAUAACCUCCCAGUGAAGAAAGAACCUGAAGCUUCCAGCAAAGUCAUGUCGCAUUCUGGAAAAGAUAGAAAGAUUGGCAGAUACAACAGGAGGAGACAUGACAACAGGAGCAGCAAGGGGACACCUGAUCACACAGAGAGCCUCCCCCCUGAAAAGCAAGUGGAAGUUGCAUAUGAGGAAACAAGAGUUAUUCCUAGCAAAAAGAUUGCUCAUAAUGAAAAAAAGAGCGCGCAGUACAACUACGAGCAAACUGCAGCAGGGAUGCCAAACAUGAGGUCUAGAGGAGGGGAUUCUGACAUGAGUAUCUCACCCCCAGUCAGUUGCAAUGCUCGAAGCAAACCCAUGAGCUAUUCCCUGACGAGACCAAUUGAACACUUGGAUACGAAUGCUCACCUUUUGGCAGAAGAACCUAGUGACUCUGUGCUCAAUAGGGUUCCAAAUCAUGACAGUUAUUUGGCAAUCAAAGAGGAAUACUGUGAUGGAUUUAAGAGGAAAAAUGAUCCUAUCUUCAGUCACAUUGAUGAUAGCUCAAGGAUGAGGGGCUCCAGCAUCGAAGAAGUGACCAAGCCGUAUAUUACUGCUCCAAACAGUGAUCCGUGGUCUAAAGGAGAUGGCAGCUUUUACAGGCAUCCGAGCUCAGAAGAUUUAAACGCUAAUGCUGAUGUGCUUAUGCCAGGAUACAGUGCAAGAUAUGGACAAAUUGGUGGUGACAGUAACCCACAAGCUAGUAUGGUCCCACUAGCAACAGAUUCAAGACUGCAUGGUGGAACGGUUGCUGAUAAUUACCUCUCGGCAAGAUACUCCCUUGGAUCUUCAGGUGCUCGCGUUAGCCAACCAGCUCCAACUGUUCCCCCUUUUGGGCUCUCAGGUGCAAGUUCACAACGAGGCUCAGUAAUGGACAGGUAUUCGUAUGGGCUUUCGGGUCCGACUGGAACACAGCGCUCAGUUAUUGACAGGUAUGCGCCGUCCCUCGAUGGAACGAACACAACAAGAUCGAGGAGCUCCUUGCCUGAGCAGUACCCGUUCGGACAACCUGGCUCUUCCGGUGGCGGGUGGCCUCAUCACUGAUCGCUGGAACUUGGUCCUCAGAUUUGACCAGCAAAAGUGCAACCGAUUUCUUGAGUCCGGUGGAGCCUACAACCUAUCUACGGCCUAACUUUUUGGAUCCUACUAGUCGUUUCUUCCUGGCGCCUUCGACGAAGACAUCACCUGUGUCUACCAAUACAGAAGUGUAGACUUCAAUUCCUACAAAUACAGAAGUGUAGGCUUCAAUCCUAUUGUUUGCUCUGGAUUUCUGUUUAUGAGCGUAUUUACAAGAGUAUGUUUGGUCUAUGUUAGUAUAUUAGGAAUACAAUUCCAAAACCGUUGUACCGUGCCAAAGUUUAAUACUAUACGUUUGGGUCUGUCGAUGAGAAAAAAGGACGAGUGGGUGAGAA